AUGAAGAACGAAGAACUACAAUCCUUAGAACCAAAAAUUAGAAAAAUAUUUUUAUCUCACGAUGCAGAUAUGGAUGGUUAUUUAAAUUUAAAUGAAUUUAAAACAUUUCUCCAACAUCAUUUAAAUUUAACCACAUUAGAUGAAAAUCAAAUACAUCAAAUGUUUAAUGAUAUGGAUAAGAAGAAAACAGGAAAACUAGAAUGUCAAAGUUUUUUUCAAUAUCUUUCAACCUUAAUUAAGGGUGAUGAUGCUGAAAUAAUAUCGGCAUCGCUCCAACUGGAACAACAACAAUCCAUUAGUGCAGCAGCUAAAGCAAAAUUUGAUUUAUUUGUUGCACUUUUGAAUGCAGAUAAAGAAGGUAAAUGUCCUUUAGGUGGUAUAACACAGUUUAUGAAUAAAAAAUGGUCUACAUUCAAUAACUAUAUACGUUAUGGUAAAAGUGGACAAGUGGUUAUGACUGGUAGUGAUAAUAUUGACGAUAUUUUACCUGGCCAAUAUUCACUUGUUGAUUUAUCUUGUUGGAAAGAUAAUUUAACACAAAUGAUUAAACCACUACAUGUUAAAAUACCAAAUGUUCGAUGGUUAUCUAGUCCAGAUAAAAAACCUGGCCUAUUAAUAUUUCCUACGAACUUUAAUCGUAGUAUUCCAACUGACAUUGCAACCUCUCAAAAUCUCAAAUAUUAUGGCUGUGCAUUUGCAAAUGACAAUCAGUUAAAAGUAUCACUUUUACAUCGCCAUGGUACAUGGGAUUUUAUUUAUACGGAUAAUUAUAAAACAGAUUAUGUUGAAAGUGUAAAUGGUCCUGGCCUCGAACGGCAUGGCUUUGCACAUUUAGAUUGUCCACAUGCUCAUCCUACCAGAAGUGGACGGUUUAUAUUGGGUAAAUUUUCUGAGGAGGAUAAAUCCGAAUUACAUUUAACAGCAUUUAUUAUCCCAACAAAACAUACAUUGUACGUACCACCAUAUACAAUACAUUCAAAUGAUUAUCUCGAAGGUAGAUGGAGAACAAUGCUGUCUGAUGGCGAUAUUGAUCGUGUUAUAUUAACAUUUGAGAGAGAUCCUGGAAAUUUAGAAACAUUUUCAUUUCAAUUUCCAAUUCAUACUGAUCAUGAAUCAAGUCCAUACAUUGAUCUAAAACAACUUCUAGAACCAAAGAACAGCGUUUAUCUCCAGACAAUUCAGGAAAAUCUUUUCGAUUCGGACGAAAAAAAUAUACUUUCAACUUGGUUCGAUGUCGUUCAUGUUCCUGAUGUAGAAAAUGCAUCCUUACUUGAUCCAUCGUUUAAUAUAAUAGUUUCUGAACCAUUAGAUGCAAAAAAAAUGGUUUCAAUUAUUAAUGGACAACAAACAAUAACACCGUAUAUUAUAGAUAGUCUUAAACGUUAUCAUGCAUUAAGUGAUAUUCAAGAUGUGUUUCCAACAUGUUUAGAUUUAUCAAAUAAUACAAAAAAGUUAGAAUUAUUUAUUGAUUCAAUUACAAAACGUAUUCUAUUAAUAAUAGCUAUUGAAUGUAUGUCAAAUGAAAGUCAAUAUUUUUUAGGUAAUUUUAUACGUAAAAAUGAUUUACCAAUACCAUUAUCAUAUUAUAUAUGGAAUAAAAAGCGUCAAGUACCAUUAUAUAAAAUUAAUUUUAACUGUUUAACAGAAAUUUUAUGUUUGACAGAUGAUAGAUUAAUUAUACAAUUAGGUAGUAAAAAUUGUAUUAAUUUAGGUAAAACAUGUUUAUUACCAUAUAUAUUUAAUGAUAAACGAAAAGAAUCAUUAUCAAAUGAUGGUAAUAUGAAAUUUCGUUCCUCAUGUAUUGAUAUACUAUUUUCUAAUUCACAAAAUAAAUCAUAUGUUAUAUUUGAUGUACAUGGUACAAUAAAUAAUAAUUAUAAUUCAGAUUUAAUACGUUCUAUACAAUUAUAUGCAUCUUGUCAAAUUAUUUAUAUAACAGAAGAUGAUUUACCAUUAAAACAUAAUAAUGAUUUUCUAAAUUUAAUAAUGAAUUAUUCAUUAGAAACACGUAAAAUUCCAACAAUAAUUGUUAUAUUUGAUAAAAAUUAUGAUAAUGAAUCAUCAGCAAGUAAAUUAAUUAAUCAAUUUCAAAAUUAUUAUGCAAAUGAAACACAAUGGUCACAUAUAUAUUGGACAACAGCACCAAUAUUUAAUUCAUCAUUAGUAAAUCAAAAUUUAAAUAUAUUUAAGAUCAAACGUCGUGCUAAUCGUUUAAUACCAACAUUUCGUAAUAUAUUUAUAGAAGCUGAACAAUAUAUAGAACAACAACCAUUAUUUCGUUCAUGUUUUUCAAUACAAACAACUUAUUUAAGAAUAAAAGAAAAUCAACAACAAUCAAGACUUAAUUUAAAAUAUGAAAUUGAAAAUGAAUUAGAACAUUUAUUUGAACAUUUAUCAGAUAAAACUGAAAAUUUAUCAAUUGUAACACCAUUAAGUUAUUUACGUGCACAAAUAAAUACAAUAAAAAAGAAAUUAGGUGAAGAUAUUGAAACAACAUUAGGAUCAAAAUUAGGUUUAGAAUUAAAAGAAUUAGAAAAUAAACGUAAAACAUAUACAACAUUUACAUCAUAUACAGAAUUUAUAAUUAAUUUAAUUAAUAAUAAAACAUACAUAGAAUUAUUAAUAACAGAAAUAUAUUUGGAAAAAUGGCGUUCAUUAUAUGUACCUAAUUUAAAAUUAGAAAAAGAAAAGAAAAAACAAUUAGUAUAUGAACAUGAUAAAAAUAUAAAACGUUUAGAAGAUAAAAUUGAUUCACAAAAUAAAACUGGUAAAAAGUCUGAUUAUGAAGAAACAUUGAAAUAUUUAAAUCAAUUACGAAAUGAAGCAAUAAAUUUAAAAAAUGAUAUAGAAAAACUUGAUUUAAAAUUAUAUAAUGUUGAUUUAACAAUUGGUUUAUUUGUUGAUGAAUUAUUUGAAUUAUAUGAUUAUUAUUUUGAUGAACAACCAACAAUGUUAGAUAAAUAUAAAAAUAUGUUUGAACGUUUAGCUGAUCGUAUAUCACAAUUAGUUUAUAAAGGUUUUGCUAUACAUAUAUUACGUGGUAGACCAUUAUAUAGUCAAAGUCGUUUAAUAGAAAAUACAAUAAAAAAAUUACGUGUUUCUGGUCGAUUAGCUGUAUUAACUGUUAUCGGUGAACAAUCAUCGGCUAA
Molecule: messenger RNA, 3149 nt
Organism: Didymodactylos carnosus
Lineage: Eukaryota; Metazoa; Rotifera; Eurotatoria; Philodinida; Philodinidae
Source: the annotation of a GenBank genome assembly